AUGGAACUGCCAAAUCAUGCCAAACAACUGCUGCUGCAACUCAACCAGCAGAGGGCCAAGGGCUUCCUGUGUGAUAUCAUCAUUGUGGUGGAGAAUGCUCUGUUCCGAGCCCACAAGAACAUUCUGGCAGCCAGCAGUAUCUACUUCAAGUUCCUGGUCCUCCACGACAACCUCAUUAACCUGGACACAGAGAUGGUGAAUCCCUCUGUGUUCCGACAGGUCCUGGACUUCAUCUACACGGGGAAGCUCCUGUCCUCGGCGGGUCAGAGCUACAGUGCCCUCUUGACCGCAGCCAGCUACCUCCAGCUCCAUGAUCUCGCUGCGCUCUGCAGGAAGAAGCUCAAGCGAGGCGGCAGCAAGCCCCUGCCAGGUAAACCCUCCACCCCGGGUCUGCUCAGCCAACUACGGCACAACAACCAGUGCCUCUCGUCCUCCACCCCUGCCGCCUACAACAACUACUACACAACCCCCGCCCCCUCCGACGCAGGCCAGACGCAGCCUGGCGAAAGCCACCGGUACAAGCUCUCGGACGACAAGAUGUUAAUCGGGAGUCCCGCUGGAAAGAAUGGGACCAGAAGGAACGGUAGUAACGGAGACCUCCCUAGCGGUGGGGAGCUAGACCUCGGGCUUGACCUGUCCAAGAAGAGCCCUCUCUUGGCAGUCACUGCAACAGACACACUCAGCCCACACAGCAACUCCCAGGAGUCCCCUCAAUCUGCCUCAGUAUCCACAACCAACAGUGCCUCACUGGAUAAUUCCACCACCACUCUGCCUGGUCUAUACACCACUGGCCCAGAGUCCAUGGAGCUCACACCCACCCCAAGAGCCCCCGAGGACAGCAAGGCCCAGCCCGAUGCCCCACCGCCCCGCAAGAGCUCACGCCAAGUAGCCCGCAAGAAGGAGUGGCACAAGAGAGAGGCUUCUGGCCUGAAGGCUGAAGAUCGUGACAGACCCCUGGUCAAAGGUGUGAUCGUGGGGCCUAAAGAGGGCAGAGGCGAGGGCAGUGGGAGCAGCUUCGCCUCAGACCAGUCCUUCCAGUAUAAAGAGGAGGAGGAGGGAGGGGAGAAUGGGCAGGAGCACAGCGAUGAGAGCAGGCAGAGUGAUGGAGAGAGUGGAGGAAGAGAAGGUAGAGGAGGCGGGCACCACAGCGCCAACUAUGUGUACCGGCAGGAAGGCUUUGAGCCAGCGUUCGGGGACAACCUGUAUGUGUGCAUCCCCUGUGGGAAGGGCUUUCCCAGCUCGGAGCAGCUCAACGCCCACGUGUACACUCACACGGAGGAUGAGCUCUACAUCAAAGAGGAGGGAGGGACCUUUGUGAAAGAGGAAGAGGAGGCCGAGGACCUCUCGGCCCCAGUGGCACCCACCACCUUCGGCAGCUCUGAGCCGCGGCCCUUCAAGUGCACCGUCUGCAGUAAAAGCUACAAAGACCCGCCGACCCUGAAGCUGCAUGAGAAUAGCCACUGGCUGACCCGACCCUUCCCCUGUAACAUCUGCGGGAAGAUGUUCACCCAACGAGGCACCAUGACACGCCACAUGCGGAGCCACCUGGGCCUAAAGCCGCUUGCAUGCGAUGAGUGUGGCAUGCGCUUCACGCGCCAAUACCGUCUGACGGAGCACAUGCAUGUCCACUCAGGGGAGAAGCCGUACGAAUGCCAUCUGUGCGGCGGAAAGUUCACCCAGCAACGCAACCUCAUCAGCCACCUGAGAAUGCACACUGGCAUGCUCUCUUUAAAAAAAAUCCUGCUCUCUUUUUAAGUCCUGCUCUCUUUAAAAAAAAAAUCCCAAUCUCACAACCAAACAAACGUACAUUUACACUCACGGAGAAACACCAGUACAAACACACAAACUGAUUCCUAUACACAAACACCUGGCUUAGUGUAUGUAGUGGUUGUCCAGAGGUCAGCCUGUGGCAGCAGGAUGGGCUUGGAAAACAAACCUAGAUGUCGAUCACCUCUGGAAGUCUAG
This is a messenger RNA of Coregonus sp. 'balchen', 1965 nucleotides long. NCBI's taxonomy places the organism in Eukaryota, Metazoa, Chordata, Actinopteri, Salmoniformes, Salmonidae. The record is from the annotation of a GenBank genome assembly.